AUGGAGCUCGAUUUAGAGGGACUGGUCAAGACGUUCAAGACUCUGGAUACAAACUCCAGAGGUGAAACGCAACAACGUGCGGAGGACCAAUUGAAGGCCUGGGAAAGUGUUCCUGGUUACCACUAUUUGCUACAAUCGGUAUACUUGGAUCAGGCCCUACCAUUGCAGGUAAGAUGGCUUGCUAUUAUAUGUUUCAAGAACGGAAUCGACAAAUACUGGAGGUCUACGAGAAUUCAUGCUGUUUCGAAGGAAGAAAAACACGAGAUUCGGAAACGAUUGUUUAACAUCAUUGAUGAGUCCAACAAGCAGUUCACCAUUCAGAAUGCUCACGCGGCCGCCAGAAUAGCGAGGUUUGACUUUCCAAAUGAGUGGCCAGACUUGUUUGAAAACGUGUCUGAAUUGCUUCAGCAGUGUGCGUCAGAAAGUAAUGUCGUAAAGGUGCACAAUGUGUUGAUCAUUUUCAACCAAAUCAUCAAGGCCCUUGCUGCCGUGAGAAUCGGUAGAACACGGGCUGCCAUGCUGCAAAAGGUACCUUCGAUUACCCCAAUACUCAUAAAGCUCUACGUAUCAUUUUUUGAGUCGUGGACAAAGAACUUUGACCUGGAUGCCAUGGAAGUCGGGUACGUGUGUCUCAAGGUCACACGGAGAAUCGUCACAGAUGGAUACGAUUACCCACAUAGGGACCCAGCGUUGUCUGAAUUCUUUGGGUUGUCACUCAAUAAUCUCCAAACUCUCAUUAUAGAGUACGAAAAACAAGAAUUGGAGCUGCUGGAGAGAUAUAUCAAGUGCUAUACCAAGAUGUACUUGGGACUCAUCUCCGAUAAUCCCACUGCAUUUGUAUGCCUACCCAGUGCAAUGGACACAUUGAUGACGUAUUUAUCCCUUCUAGAAUCCAAGGCAUCUGUUAUCUACAAUUGCGUCGAGGAUGACGAUUUCUGGGAGCAAAUAGCAGUGCGCUCGUUCACAAUGAUCAAACGUCUGGUUCAUUUCGUUCACAAGAAGGGGGCUGUAACUCUGAAACAAAGAUCCGAUAAAGAGGAGGUUCAGGGUGCUGUAGCAAAACUAUCAACGGACUUUUUUACACCUGGUUUGGUGCAAAAUUUGGCACAUCUGAUAAUGACAUGGUACCUGAAGCUGCGUCCAAAAGACCUGGAGAGCUGGUCUACACAGCCUGAAGAAUGGGUUAUCGAAGAAAUGCAGAUGAACUGGGAGUUCCAGAUAAGACCAUGUGCUGAGAAUAUCUUCCAAGACUUGGUGCUGUAUUUUAAAGAGUAUCUGGCUGAGUAUGUGUUGAGCGAGAUCAGCGGAGGACUGUCAAACAAUCAGUCCUUGACAGACAUUUUACAGAAGGAUGCCGUAUUUUCCAUUUUCCAGCUCUCAUCACAGGUGGUUUCCGAAAGGGUUGAUUUUGAUAAUUUACUGAAUGACUUGUUCAUUCCAGAAGGACUGAAGAAUGACAUGCUUGAAAGCAAGAUUUUGAAGAGGAGAAUUUGUCUGAUUAUAUCUGAAUGGCUACAAAUACGCUGCUCAAAGGAGAGCAGAAUUGAGGUAUACAAACUCCUUUUGAAUUUUCUACAGUUAUCCAAUCCUAUGAACGAUAAAGUCGUCAGAUUGACGGCCAUAUCAACCUUAAUGCAUGCGGUUGACGGUUGGGAUUUUGAAAAAACUGCAUUUAAGCCAUACCUGGAAGAGUUCAUGACAUUGUUGAUUGGUGAGCUAUCCAACAUGGAACUGACGGAGUCAAAGCUGUUUGUUCUCAAAGUCAUUUCGAUUGUCAUAGAAAUCACCAACCCGUUGCUUCCAGAUGAAGUUUUGAUACGAGUAAUGAGUGUGAUUCCUGCUUUGUGGGAGAAUUCUAGUUCUCAGAACGACCAGAUCAUCAAGACCUCAAUCAUUCGUGUGCUGAAGGCAGUUGUGACAUCGCUAAAUUCAGAGAGUCCCAAGAGUUAUGAAGUCGCCAUGCCUUUGAUCCCCAUAUGCUGCGACGAGAGAUCCGAGCUGCACUCACUAUUGUCAGAGGACGGAUAUGAGCUUCUGCAAUCAGUGCUGCAAUACUGUCCCUUGGAGAGUCUACCUGAACAACUAGCGACAGACUUUUCUCUGGUGCUGAUAGGACUACGCGAUUCCACGGAAAUCUUACCUCUGGUACUAUCUAUUAUCAGGAGCUAUGCCCUGUUUGGAGUCCAAGCCUUCAGCACCGAAGUGGGACUGGAGACGUUCAAGAUACUCGGAGAUUACUUGCCCAGCUUGCGUGAUGAUUCACUAGUGGUUCUUUCGUCAAUGCUGGAAAUAAUCAUGUUGCAGCUGGGACGUCUGGAUACACUAGCCGAGGCCGCUCCGGUAGUCUCCAACAUGAUCCAGAGCGGGCUGUUUGCAGCCAUGUUGACAUACGUACUUGACGAGACUCAGUCACCACCAUGCGUGGUCAGGAUUCUGGUCCCGCUUACGAGGUUCAUGUACAUCCACCCACAAGGGUGGUUUGAGGUUUUGACAAGAUUUGCAAGUAACCAGAACGUAUCGCCGGUGCAAGUACUCCACUCCACUAUGGAGCUGAUAGUUAAGAGACUGAAAAAUGUGGGCGAGCCCAAAAUCCGCAAACUUGCAAUCCUUGGGCUUCUUGCAGUUUACUCUGAUCCUGCACUGCUCACAAGUAUCCCCGGAGACGGUCCCAGCAAUGACAUUGAGUAUAACAUAGCCCAACUGGACAUCAAAGACGGUGUGAGCUACGUUCUUACAGAGCAUCUAGCGUCGAUGCUGUUCACCGUGACCCAGGCACUAGAGGAAAUAAACGAGGACGAAAACGGCAACUGUGAGAUCUACAGCCGUGAAGGGGAAUACGAUAACGACGAGUUGGUGAUGAUAGGAGAUGCCACAGACGAAUUUGCAGAGACAGGGAUAAAGCCCUCUGGCGAAAGAAUGCGGUAUACGAAUCUUUGCAAGGGACCUAGAGGAGAUCCAGUUUAUUUGGUGCCUUUGAAGGCGAAAACGUCGUCUUUCAUUCAGGGUCUGAAGCAGAGGUUUGGAGACUCUGGAUUUGCUGCGUUGACCAGCAGGAUCGACAGGGCCACCAUUGAGCAGUUGGAGAUGGUUUUGGGGUAG
Messenger RNA from Kuraishia capsulata CBS 1993, 3099 nucleotides. RefSeq lists its product as uncharacterized. Gene Ontology annotation, biological process: protein import into nucleus. Gene Ontology annotation, molecular function: small GTPase binding. The transcript has a single exon. Gene Ontology annotation, cellular component: nuclear envelope; cytosol. The coding region runs from base 1 to 3099 and encodes 1032 amino acids. The record is from RefSeq and is a predicted model, not a curated record. Lineage: Eukaryota; Fungi; Ascomycota; Pichiomycetes; Pichiales; Pichiaceae.